AUGAGUGCACGGUACACCACAAUUAGCGGGCUGCUAGGAUUCGGCGAACACAGUGGCAGCAGCGCAGCAUCCCAGUUGGAAAUCGAAGUACUGCCGGACCCGGACGACAAUCCGACAGCACCUGCAAGAAGAACGCGUAAAAGAGAUAGCCUUCGAAAGAUCAGUGUACGCCAUCUGGUGAGCAAAAUAGAAACCCGUGCCGUCGAAUCGUUGGAGCGCAAUUUCGGUGGACGGUUUUCAGGCCGACUUCGGAAAGAGAAGCGACUGGAUGAAUCUGCUCUUACCGCGUCCACGUCGGGCACCGGCGUGCAAUCGGAGGCAGAAAAGCCCACCAGUUCAUCGCCACGGUCCUGGUAUAUGGUGCACCUGACGCCGGAAAAACGAUCCAACCUUUCGGACGGUACGGGCGCUGCUCUCUCGCUCAGCUCCAGUGUGGCUACAGACGGGGACAACGACAACAACGACGACGUCCAGCAGGGCGUUAUCGGGUGCGAUAAGAUAACCGCAGAUAGCGCUGAAUUUAGCCAACGAUUGCCGAAUGACGAGAUGGCAGACAAGAAGCGCGUCAUCAAAACCGUGCCCGGCACACCCAGCAUUGAUCGGGAAGAUUCCGGUCGGUGGAGCAUUUGUUCUGACUUUGAAAAAGAUUCUCUGCCGGACGUGGCGGACGUGUGUGACACCUGGAAUGAGUUCAUCUAUCUGCGACUGUCCGAAGACAACGUCAAGCAUUUAAACUCCUACAGCCCUGACUUUGAAACAACACCAUUCGAUGAGUUCUACCAACCAGCAGAAGCGUCCAACACGAUCAUCGCUUUACAGUUCACACCGGACGAGCUACAUCGCAUACUCUACGGAGGAGAUCGACCAGACGACAGCGACGAUGAGGACGACAUCCAGUCCCAUUCCUCGCACGCCUCGUCCAGUUCCGACUUUGUGUUUGUGGAUGCACGGCUGCAGGAGUACGCCGAAACGCGCGCUACCCCAUCGGUGGAUUCCCUCGACGAAGGGGUCGCUUUCCGAGACAGUCCGGUGGAAUCGCCGGAACCGCAUCUGCACCCAAGUGAUAUUGACAUUAAAAUCUCGUUCCUCAUCGAGGAACUGCUCGACACGGAGCGAAACUACAUCAACACGCUCGAGAAAGGUAUCGCCACCUACAUUGACGGCGUGUUCAGCGAUCGCACGCCACCCGAGCUGAGCGGCAAGAAGUAUCACCUGUUCGGGAACCUGCAGUACAUCUACCGGUUUCAUCGGAACGUUUUCCUACCGAAGCUACUGACCGCGGGCAACGAUGUGGAGCACAUCGCCGACACGUUCGUGCACUUUCUCGACAAUGAAAGCUUCUACGGCUACGUACUGUACUCGAUGUAUCAUCCCAAGUCGCAGCGGCUGUGCGAACAGCACAUCGAGUUUUUCCGCGACCAUCAGCAGCUGCACGGCGAUAAGCUGGGCGUGAAGAGUUUGAUACUGCAGCCGAUUCAGCGGUUGCCCCGGUAUCAACUGCUGCUGACCAGCUUGUUCAAGCAGUUGGUGAAGAAACCGGGCGCAAUCAGUAGGAACACCCAGCUGCACAAGGUUUGCGUGGCGGAGAAGCGGCUCCAGACGCUGAUAGGCAUUAUGAACGAGUCGGUUACGAUCAACGAUAUUCUACAGUGUGAAAAGGCAGAAGACGAUGAAGUCGAACUUGGGUUCGGAGUACCCAAACCGGCCGUCGUGCUCAAGAAUCAGAACCACGAUAAUCAGGUGCUGUUCCUGUAUCCUAAAGACAACGAAAAUGUCGACCACAACAAACCGAUCAACAUUCUUCACCAGGGCAAAUUCCGCAGUGCGUUUCCCGUGUUCAUUCACGAUCUGCGACUGAAGCGACAGUAUCAGGGCCACCUGUUCGUUUUCGAACGUUGUGUGAUCUAUGCCGAACAGCUCGAGCUCAAGUCGCUCAUGUACCGGGGUCACUACACGCAUCAGGAGAUUGAGUUUGACUUUAGCAACCGACAGAUCUUGAAGCUCUCCUCGCGGCGGCACGACCGGUUGGAGAUCGAGGUGAAGAUUAACAUACAGAGCCCGGGCAAAACGCACCUGCCGGACAUCAUGAUGGCGAUCAAGACGAUCAUCGAUCGAAGAGAUCAGCGCGAAAGCUUUGCGAUCGAUCAUAGUACCACCGAUGCGCUGUCGAACGUGCGGGACACAUUUACCUGUCGGAAUUCCAGCUUCCGCAGUAGCAUCUCCAGCACGACCAGCGAUUCCAGCUUCUUCAGCGUGUUCAGCGGCCCUACGCAUGGGGAUAUUCCCGAGGAAGAGGACGCCACCGCUGCGCCUCAACGAACCGGCAGUGUCCUCUCGGAAUGUGGCUCGAUCGAAGCGAUGCUCCACUUUCAACAGCACUUUGAGCGUACGCUCGACGAGUGUACGAAUGUGUACAUCCGCACGCUACCGGACGAUGUCGCCGGUCAGCUGGAGCAGAUGGUGGACAUACUGGACGAGAUGUUGACCCUGCAGCGUGCCAUCAACGAGCGGCUGUUCGAGCAGGAGUACGAACGGCUCAGCUUCGACAGUGAUCUACAAUACUUUUGCAGCGUGUUUCAGGACUGUUUACGGCGCAGUGAGUUCGACGUGUUUCUCCGGUACGUUGAGCAAACGAAGAUGGUCGAAUCGAUGCUGAUGAGCUUCGAGCAGUACUCGAACAGUCAGCCGAAGGGAGGUGCCGCCGGUUCGGGGACACCUCUCUCGAUCGAUGCCUUUCUCUACCUGCCGAUCAAGUACAUCAAUCGGUGUCACCAGUUUUUGAGUGUUGUCUGGCACCAAAAGGAGGAGGAGGACCGAACAGCCAACGCCGGGCUCAAGCAGGCUGAGCUGCAGUAUGUACACGAUCAGAUGGCGCUUAUCCAGCGCCGGGUGAACGAGAACUAUCAAAUCCGUCAGCUGAUCAUGGAUGUGCAGUUUCUCAACGAGAUCGGGCUGGUAAAACACUCCGAGAUCGUGAAGUUGGAAGGAUCGUACGCCCUGUUUCGUUUGCUGCUCACGAAAACAGGCCUGCUGUGCAUGAAGAUCAACGCCGAACAGCACAAAGUCGAAACGUACAGCAGUGUCACGUUCUACUGUCCGUACACGAAGCUAUCGGCGCGGACGAGCAAGCGGAAGGGUAGCGUUUGGUACGUCUAUUUGGACAGUCGGAAAACGACACUGAUCUUUCCUUCGCGGCACCUGCGUUACCUCACGGUCGAACAGUACAACACCCUGUCCACUCAGAUGAAGCAGAAGGAGCGCGAAAAGCGGCGUUCAUUCUUCUACGUGACCUGA
This is a messenger RNA of Anopheles marshallii, 3294 nucleotides long. RefSeq lists its product as uncharacterized. The transcript is spliced from 9 exons. The coding region runs from base 1 to 3294 and encodes 1097 amino acids. Gene Ontology annotation, cellular component: cytoplasm. Lineage: Eukaryota; Metazoa; Arthropoda; Insecta; Diptera; Culicidae. Gene Ontology annotation, molecular function: guanyl-nucleotide exchange factor activity. Gene Ontology annotation, biological process: axon guidance. The record is from RefSeq and is a predicted model, not a curated record.